AUGACUACAUUAAAAAAAAUUAUAUUGACGCAAUUGAGGAAGCUUACUGCGGGUGAUUUUGAAGACUAUGCGUCCCGACUAGGACCCGAUCUGACAACCGAUGAUCCUGGCUCUACUUCUGCCAUUGCCUUGCAUAGCUUGUCCUCUUUGCCCUCUGUCAAUUUUCCGAUAUUUUGCGGUGACUUUGAGAGUUGGGAGAGCUUCCAUGACGUCUUGAAGGCUCUAGUUCAUCUUAAAUCCGAGCUCCCGGCAGUUAUCAAGUUCCAACAUCUGCGAACUCAUGUCACUGGAGAUGCUGCCGACUUGAUAAAAAAUAUUCCCCUCUCGGGUGAUAACUACACUCAAGCCUGGAACGUUCUUGUCAAGUUUUAUGACAAUAAGCGUCGUCUGGUUACCUUCUAUACCAGCACGGUCCUCAAUUGUCAGAACAUGAAGUCCAACUCCUGCUUGGAAAUGAAGCGCUUAUCAAAAGAGAUGUUGGGCCCCCUUGACUCUCUUGUUGCUUUAGGUAGAGAUAACUGGUGCGAAGACAUCAUCAUCGCUCUUGUGGUCAUUAGGUUCAAUAACUCUAUGAACCGAGAGUGGCAGAAGCACCUAGGUAGCAGUGAUGAGCCACCUACUAUUGCUCGUUUACGUGAGUUCAUCGCCACCCAAAUUAUCACGAUGGAAACGUUAGAGUCAGUUAAACGGAAGCCUACGUCCCAAGAUACGUCAAAAUUCAUACCAAAGUCUUCAUUCGCGCAUCAAAUCGCUACUUCUAACGAUUCAGGCUCCAUUAGUUGCUUUCUCUGCGGCAAGCCCCAUCGUUUGUCCUCCUGUCAAACCUUCCAAGGUAAACCUCUGAACGAAAAACGGCAGCUCCAUCAUACUCUAUUGCAUAAGGAAGAGGCCAAGUCAAGUCUCACGAAAGACUCAACCUCUUUUGAUAAACCUGUCGGUGGUCCUGAAAAAUCUCAUGAACUCCAACCCGAUCAAAGCUUCUGCGCUAACGCCAGCUUAUUGCGUAGCAAGGACUUACCUUCAGGACCCAAGAUUCUUCUAGCUACCGCUCGAAUUUACAUUCGAGGCCCAAACGGUUCACAGGUUCUAGUAAGAGCCCUUGUUGACCAGGGUUCUCAAAGUUCUCUGGUGACUCGUUUUCUUUGCGAUGUCUUAAGACUUAAGACUCACUGGAUUUCUUUGUAUAAGCCUCCAACUUCAAGAAGUUUAGUAAAUAUUCCACACAUUCAGGAACUACAACUUGCGGACCCUGAUUAUCGGUCCCUAGAUAAAAUAGACGUUCUGCUAGGAGCCUCUGUUAACGCCUACAUAAUUCAAAAUUCAAUUCGACGAGGCUCCCUCGAUCAACACAUCGCCUCAGCCUCUCGGAUCAGAUGGUUAUUAUCAGGACCUGUUUCCUUCGUACUAGAGAGUGUCCCUUCCUUCAAGAAAGCGAGCCACUUGAUCACCGCGCCUGAAGAAAUCGCAGUGAUGCACGAUUCCAAGGGCCCUCAUCUCGAUGAAGUUAUGCAACGAUUUUGGCUGGUCGAGGAACCUCUCUCCAAGCCAGAACUGAAGGGAGACGAUCUUCGUUGUGAGGAGCAUUUCAAUCUCACGCACUUUCGAUCCCCUGACGGCCGUUUCUUGGUCAAACUUCCGUUCAAGGGCAAAACUGUUGACACUCUUUCGCUUCGAGAGGGCUCAUACAAAACUGCGCUCUCCAUGUUUCAUCAACAGGAAAAAAGAUUCAGAAACGAUCCUUGCUUGCUUGAGUUUUGUAAGUCCUUCAUGUCUGAAUAUACAGCUCUCGGCCACAUGCAUGAGGUAUUGGACUUCAGAUUGGCAAAGUGCUUUCUUCCUCAUCAUGGGGUCUUAAGGACCAAGUACUCUUCACCUAAGCUUAGAGUCGUCUUCAAUGGCUCAGCCAAAAGCAGAAAUGGAUUUUCCUUGAACUCCUAA
This is a messenger RNA of Copidosoma floridanum, 1938 nucleotides long. RefSeq lists its product as uncharacterized. NCBI's taxonomy places the organism in Eukaryota, Metazoa, Arthropoda, Insecta, Hymenoptera, Encyrtidae. The record is from RefSeq and is a predicted model, not a curated record.